Messenger RNA from Trifolium pratense (red clover), 1135 nucleotides. Its product is annotated as golgin subfamily A member 6-like protein 22. NCBI's taxonomy places the organism in Eukaryota, Viridiplantae, Streptophyta, Magnoliopsida, Fabales, Fabaceae. Bases 312 to 1007 code for a protein of 231 amino acids. The transcript is spliced from 2 exons. The record is from RefSeq and is a predicted model, not a curated record.
AUCCUAUCUUUAUGUCUAGUUUAAAAUCCUAGCUAGUGAGUGGGUAUUCACUAGCCUCAUUUUCACCAUCUUCCAUUAUUGAAUUUAUUGAAUUUACUAUAAAGUACAACUAUGGCCCUUAUCUAACUUCAUAAAAUAGCCAGAAAUUCUUAAAGGUGUUAUUCCUAUCAAUGUCAGAGAGAGCCUAACUUUUACAUAACUUUAGUUCCAUUAUAACUUUAGUUCCAUUAUUAUUAAUUAUUAUUAUCUUUUCAUCUCUCAUCACUAUAAGAACAAACCACAACACUUGUCAUAAGUUGCUAAUUUGAAACAUGGGAGGAAGUGUUAGUGUUAGCAAAAACAAUGAGAAAAAAUGUUCACAAAAAUAUGUAAUGAAUUUGAAAGAGAAAGUGAGAAUUCUACAAGAUGAAAUAAAGGAGAUUAUGUGUGAGAGAGAGAAAGAAAGUAGAAACUAUGAAAGAGAGAUUAUGGUAUUUACUUUUAAGGAGGUAGAUUGGAAACAAGAGAUGAAGAGAAUGAGAGAGGAAGUGAAGGAGUUGAAAGAAAUGGUGGGAGAGAAAGAAAAAAAGAUAAAAGAGAUGGAAGAGGUUGGAUUAAUGGUAGAGAAGAAUUGUGAGACUGAGUGGGAACUAAUGGGGACUAAGCUUUUGAUUCAAGAGAUGAAGGAAGAGAGAACAAGAAGAGAUGAAGCUGUUGAGAAGUGGAAACAACUUUAUCUUGCUAUUAAGAAUGAGUUAGAUGACCUCAUUCAAAGAACUUAUGAUGGGGAUGGUUUGUAUUGGAAAGCAGAGGAAAAUGGCAUCCAAAUUGAAAAUUUGAAGAAGGAAUUGCAAGAGAAAGAAGAAAGCAUCAAAUCUUUAAAAGCUCAAUUAGUUUCAGUUGAAAAAGAAAGGUACAAAAAGGAGAGGGAAUUUGAUUUGUUUAGGCAAAGUUUGAGGAUCAUGAAUGGAAAGAAGAAUUCAAUUCAAACUAAAGAGAAGCAUUUGAAAAUCAAAUUGGGAAAAUAAAUUGCAAAUAUUGGUGCAGAAUGACUUAAAUUGCACAUCCAAAAUUACACAAUUUGGUUGAAUAGGUAUUAUUAUUGUAUAUGAGUUGAUUACUUUGUAUUUUACACAAGUAAAACCACUUAUUUUCA